GUUUCACACAUUUCGGCGCUUGACAGCAGUCGCAGCUGCCUCUGUUUACUUGCUUACUUUGCAUAGCCUGCUAGAGGAAGAAGCGUACCAGCCGAUGUUUUCUUGGCUAAUUUCCUGACAUUAUCAGCUUAUCAACCACCAGUUCGGAGAACCACUUCGAGCCCAUGAGUCGCAGUCGGAACCCCCCUCAGCGGGGUCAAGGAGCAGCCCGGGCCAAACAGAUGGGGCUGCUGUUGGACCUGGACCCUGACGGAGGGCUGGAUGGGGGUAAUGAUGAGGACCUGGAGGCGGAGCUUCUGGCUCUGGUGGGCGGGGGAGGGGCGCGGUCACCUGCCAAAAAGGCCGGAGGCAAAGCUCCCUUGCCCAUGGAGGAUAUCGAGCGCAUGGCGGCCAUGUGCAUGAAGGACCUGGACGACAACGACGAGGGUGAUGACCUGGAGGGAGACGAAGACCUUCUGGCGGAGCUGAAUGAGGUGUUGGAUGAAGGUGAGGAAGAGCAGUGCAGGCCGGCGCCGCCAGUGCCCGCCUCCCGCUCCACGCCCCCCGCCUCCUCGCCACGCUCUCCGCCUGCUUCGUCUCCGAGUGCCGCGGGUGGGGUCGAAGGUCGUCUGCAGGAGCGCAUCCAGAUGUACCAGGCGGCCAUCGCCAACGCCAAGGCCACGGGGGAGUCCAGCAAGGCCCGGCGAUACGACCGCGGGCUCAAGACUCUGCAGUCGAUGUUGACCUCCGUGAAGAAAGGGAAGCCAAUCAACGAGGACGAGAUGCCGCCUCCGGUUGCCACGGGAGCAAAACCCGCCCCUGCCCCUGCCGCCGCGUCUCCGCCCGAGCCAGAGCCAAUCAGCGAGCGGGAGCCUCCCGGCGUUACCGCUAGCCCAACCAGUGGAAGCGCGCCCGGCGGUCGGCAAACCCAGCUCCUGGUGCCUCAGCAGAGAUCCGCUGCCGUUACCCCAGAUACGCCUGCCAUCUCGCCACUGACGCCCGGUCAGCCGCACGCACAGCACUCAGAGCUGAAGGCGCAGGUUCUGAGCAGACAGAGGGAAUAUAAGCUGGCUGCCAUCCACGCCAAACAGAGCGGCAACAACGACCUCGCCAAACGCCACUAUAUGAUCGCCAAGUCGCUAGACUCUGUAGUGGACGCAGUGGACCGAGGAGAGCCAGUGGACGUCAGCUCUCUGCCGCCCCCUCCUGGUCAGCGCCGCUCACUACACUCCCUUCGUCACUAUCAAUACCAGGACGCCAUCAGGGCUCACAAGGCCAGCAGGCAGGUCAACCUGGCCGACCUCCCAGUGCCUCCAGGCUGUCCUCCUCUGCAGGGGACAGAGUCAGGUGAACAGAACUUCAUGGGUGUCCUGGAGACGGCUAUGAAACUGGCCAAUCAGGAUGCAGAAGCAGACGAUGGUGAUGAUGAUGAUGAUGAUGUGGCAAAGCCUGCCGUGCGUCCUGCUGUUCAGAAGGCCCGAGCUCCGGCUCCCCCCUCGGGUAGCUCACCUGGUGGGACGCCCUCCGCCUCCUCACCUGCCCCCAAACUGGCCGGCAAAGCCCAGCAGCAGCUGGAGUUCCUAUUGGCGCGGCGACAGCAGUUUGUGAAGGCGGCGCUGCGCUCCAAGCAGAUGAAGGACAUGCAGGGGGCCGCCCAGCACCUCAAACACGCCAAGGGACUCGACCCCAUGAUCAGCGCCGCCAAGGCAGGACUGCCUGUGGACAUCACUAAGAUCCCCAGUGCCCCGGUGAGUGAGGAUGACUACUCCCUGGGCCGCUCGCGUUCCUCCCCUCUCUCCCCACACUCCUCUGAGCAGUACUCCCAGCUCAUGGGCCUGCUCAAGCAGCAGCAUGAGAAGUGCCUGAACUACUCACAGCAGUUUACACACCUGGGCAACGUGGCCGAGACCGCCAGGUUUGAGAAGCUUGCUGAGGAGAGCAUGAGUAACAUUGAACUUCUGAAGAAGGCUCACGCAAAAGGAAAGCCAGUUCCCAGCUACCACAUGGAAGAACGCACCUUCAACACUGUCAAGAUGUAUCCUAACCUAACUGCCAAUGAGAUGCUGCUGCUCAUAGUGAAGGGGAUCAACCUGCCGGCUCCUUCAGGAGUUUCCCCCAAUGAUCUUGACGCCAGCGUACGGUUUGAGUUCCCCUUUCCCAGUUCGGAUUGAAGGGAUAAGACAAGUACAAUCAAGAACACCAACUGUCCAGAGUUUAAGGAGCAGUUUAAGCUCAACAUAAACCGGACCCACAGAGGUUUCAAGAGGGUGGUCCAAUCCAAAGGCAUCAAAUUCGAGAUCUUCCACAAAGGCGGUCUGUUUAAGGGGGAUAAGAGUGUGGGCACGGCACAGCUGAAGCUGGACUCACUGGAGAAUCAGUGUGACCUCCGACAAAUCAUAGAUGUGCUGGACGGCCGUAAGCCCACAGGUGGGCGUCUGGAGGUGCGGGUGAAGAUCCGUGAGCCGCUGGGAGGAUCGCAGCUGCAGCCCGUCACAGAGAAGUGGAUCGUCCUGGACCCAUUACAACUCUCCCCACUGGUGAACCCCACACGGAACGAGGAGGAAGUGCCGUCCCCCAGGUCCAAACCAAGGAGUGACCACGAGAAGAAUGACAAUCAUAGCAACAGCAAACACAGUCACUCCCCUCCACAGUAUAAACUGCACAGUUUCAGUCUCCUCAACUACGACAAAGAACGACUAGAAAAAAAGAUGGAGGCGUACAGGAAGAAUAGGCGGGAGCCUCCGUCUGAUCUGAUCCAACAACACAAAGACGUGUGUCGCAGACUACAGUGGCAGAAGAGCUACCUGGAGAGAGGCUCUUCAUCCACACUAUCCGAGUAUGAGCAUGUGCUGAAGAAGAUGGUUCAGGGUCUGUCUGAGUCCAUCAAGAAGUUCUCCAGCCAGGGCAACAGGGAAGCCGCUAAGGAUGCUCUAGGGAGGAUGAAAAUGGUGGAACAGGAGAUGGAAUCAUUGAGGAAAAGACGGAGUGUGUGAAGAGAGGGAAUGGUGGACUGAAGCAAAUGCUGGAAUUGCACGCACACACACACACACACUUUCACACACACACACACACACACACACUUUCACACACACACACACACACACACUCCCACACACACACACACACACUGCGCUCUAAGCACCUUUUGGCAUUGCAGCACUCCAAGAUGCACUCUACCUCUGCGUUACUGCUAGCCAGGCACCCUUUGGUUUCUCCUGUCUGUGUGUGUGUGUGUGAGUGUGUGAGAGAGAUGGUUAUGUGCGUGUGUGUGUGUCUGAGAGAGAUGGGUAUGUGUGUGUGUGUGUGUGUGUGUGUGUGAGAGAGAGAUGGUUAUGUGUGUGUGUGUGUGGGUGUGUGUGGUGUGUGAUGCCAGUAGAGCAGGUAUGUGAGGUAGGUUCCUCUCAGCCUUCUCUCCUUUCUUAUUACUAACUUACACUCUCUCUCACACACACACACACACACACAUACACACACACAC
Messenger RNA from Alosa alosa (allis shad), 3457 nucleotides. RefSeq names its product coiled-coil and C2 domain containing 1A (gene cc2d1a). The record is from RefSeq and is a predicted model, not a curated record. NCBI's taxonomy places the organism in Eukaryota, Metazoa, Chordata, Actinopteri, Clupeiformes, Clupeidae. Gene Ontology annotation, biological process: regulation of transcription by RNA polymerase II. Gene Ontology annotation, molecular function: RNA polymerase II cis-regulatory region sequence-specific DNA binding; DNA-binding transcription repressor activity, RNA polymerase II-specific. Gene Ontology annotation, cellular component: nucleus.